Messenger RNA from Nymphaea colorata (pocket water lily), 4227 nucleotides. Its product is annotated as pentatricopeptide repeat-containing protein At4g21065-like. The record is from RefSeq and is a predicted model, not a curated record. Gene Ontology annotation, molecular function: protein binding; RNA binding. Bases 1232 to 2794 code for a protein of 520 amino acids. Lineage: Eukaryota; Viridiplantae; Streptophyta; Magnoliopsida; Nymphaeales; Nymphaeaceae. The transcript is spliced from 7 exons. Gene Ontology annotation, biological process: RNA modification.
GGAAGACUGAGGGAUUGGGAGACUGAGGGGGAGGGAAAGGAGGGUUUACGACCACGGCUCGCAGGAGGAGGAGGAGCAAAGAGAAGAGAAGACAGAGAGUGUGUUGGGGGGAGCAAAGAGAAGAGAAGACAGAGGGUGUGUUGCCCAUCUGGGGCUGCACAACGAGUCGAGUCAAUUCGAGCUCGACUGGAACUCGCUCGAACUUACAAAUAUACUGAAAACAAUAAACGAGUUCACCGUCCGGCAUCUAGCCACCUGCCUACCAACAUCCCGUCAUCCAUCUCUGCCGAACUGCCAUCGGUAUCAGGCUCACCGCCUCACUGCCAUUGGACCUGCUCCUGCUCUUUUGAAGGCUGAGGUUCCUUGGUCAGCGGAUUUGUCGAUCGGAAGUCGUCAGAAGUGCAGGAUUUUGUUUACGGUUUUGUUGAUCAGAAGUCAUCAGAUUUGCAGGGUUUCGGUUGUUUGGUUUGGAGCGUCAUUGCCAGUGAAAGAUAGGACAGGUCGUGCAGCCUUUUGGUUUCCUUCUCCUUUUCUUUUCUCGUCUCGUGAGGUGUUUUUAGGUGAUGUUAUCCUGAGAGACCUACAAUUGAAGGCCAAAGCUUUAAAUUCUCUCAAACUUCCAGUUAUCGUGAAAGGGGGAUUCAUUGGUACAAUAACAUUGAAGAAUGAAAAGGAGGGAACGCAUGGAUUUGGAGGAAUCAGGCUGAGCAUGCUGUAUGGGCCUUUGUCAGAAUAAGCUACUCAAAUCUGUUUAUCUGCGAAAAACUGGGGACGUUUGAGGUAAGGUUCCUUUGGAUUUCGAAGGAAGCAAACAAAAAUUUGGUUACCUGAGUGGCUGAGUCUAUUGAAGGGUUUUUGAAGGUUAGAUGAUGCACGAUGGGAUUAUCUUGUUUGGUGGCGAGUUGAUACCUUGCUGGUUGGCAAAAGCAAAGACGGAGAUGAGGAGCCCUCUGGUGACGAACAAGUUAGUCCAUGGGGUUAAAAUCGAAUCUGAAAAAAGGUCCUUUUUCUUUUUCUUUUUUUCCUGAAUCUAUACAGAAUGACAAAUUUUUUUCCCGUAUGAGGAGUUUGUCUGCACUCGAUUCAAUGUUGACUGAAGUUGGGUGCACACUGGACUUUGACAUAAAAGGGUGUGUGAAGUCAGCAGCAUCGGCUCAUUCGACUCAGAGACUAAUGCAGUCCAAUUACCUUCGGAGACCAUAGCUUAAAGAGUACACUGCUCAAAAUACAUAUGGUGCAUGUGGCACGGUGUGUAAACACAUUGUGGUCACAACUGCAUGUAUGUUCUUCAUUACUCGUUGUUUGUUCUUCUCUAUACCAUUCUAUGGGUUCUUCAGUAAAAUUGUUCAGGAAACCACCAAGGAGAACAGAUGGCUCCAGUAAGCGUGUAGAGGAAAGGCUAAUUUUUCUCUUCAAACGUUGUUCUGACUUGAAGAGGUUGCAAAUGGUGCAUGCUCAAGUUGUGAAGUUUGGACUCCAUCAGGAUGUAUUUGUGGCAAGCAAACUAAUUCUUUUUUGUGUGGAUGCUGCAUCAUCAGUAGUAACAUCCCCAACAAUGGAUUAUGCUCUCUCUGUGUUCAAUCAGAUGGAUAACCCAGAUGGAUUUAUAUGGAAUACCAUGAUAAGAGGAUUUGGAAGAACCAAGAACCCAAUAGAAGCCAUUGUUCUCUACCAAAGGAUGCAGAAAUCUUCAGAUUCAGCUGUGACACUACAGGAUAACUUCACAUUUUCUUUCUUGCUUAAAAUAUGUGGGCAGUUAGCAUUGCUUGAAUUGGGUGAACAAGUCCACUCCACUUGUGUUAAGCAUGGUUUGGAUGCACAUGCUUUUGUUAGAAACACUCUUGUUCACAUGUAUGCGAUGUGUAAGUGUAUCACAAGUGCACAAAAAGCAUUCAGUGAAAUGGUUCAACCUGACUUGAUAACUUGGAAUGCCAUCAUUGAUGGCUGUCUCCAUUGUGAUAUGCCGGAGGAUGCCUUGAUAUUUUUCCAAAGAAUGCAAAAGAUGGGUAUUAUGCCAGAUGAAAUCACAUUGGUAGUUAUUCUCUCUGCAUGUGCUAAGAUGGGUGCUCUAGGUUAUGGUAGAUUAGUUCAUUCAUAUGCAGUUUUAGGUGGAUAUGGCGAACUUGUCUCGAUCAGAAACUCUUUAGUUGACAUGUAUGCAAAAUGUGGACAGAUCAAUGAUGCACGCCAGAUCUUUGAUCAAAUGCUUGAGAAGAAUGAAAUCUCUUGGAAUGCUAUGAUACAAGGGCUUGCCAUUCAUGGUCAUGCUAGAGAGGCCUUACGAGUGUUUUCAGAGAUGGAAAGUCUUGGGAAAGUGCCACCGAACAGUGUUACUUUUCUUAGUGUUCUAUGUGCUUGCAGUCAUGCUGGUUUAGUUGAUGAGGCGAAGAAGCAUUUUAAUGGAAUGGUAAUGAGAUAUGGAAUAAGUCCAGGUGCCAAGCACUAUGGUUCUAUGAUUGAUCUGCUAGGGAGGGCGGGGUUUGUUGAUGAAGCAUAUGCAUUCAUACAAAGAAUCCCAGGUGAAUAUAGAAAUGCAAUCAUGUGGAGGACUUUGUUAGGUGCAUGCCGGGUGCAUGGCAAGGUUGAGCUAGCAGAACAUGUGCGAAGGCAUCUUCUUCAUUUGGAGCCAGAUCACAGUGGAGAUUAUGUUCUUCUUUCAAACAUGUAUGCAACAAAGAAUAGAUGGAAGGACGUUGUGAUGGUGAGGCAGCACAUGAGAGACAGAGGAGUGCAAAAGCCAGAACCUGGAAAUAGCUUGAUAGAUUUGGGACCAAUUCUUGGAUGCUGCAUGUAACCUUCUUUGUUAAAAUUCACAAUUUCCAGCUACCUGAAGAGAUAUCUGACCAUGCAUUCCAAAGCAGAAACUGUAGUGCAGAUUAUGUUCUUUCCAACAUGUUUGCCACAAAGAAUAGGUGCAAAGAUGUUGUGAAGGUGAGACAGCACAUGAUGGACAGAGGUGAGCCAAAGCCAGAGCUUGGAAAUAGCUUGAUAAAUUUUGGAUGAAUUUCUUGAAUGCCAUAUAUAUAAUUUUCAUAUCUGAGAAAUUACAAUUUUCAGCUACCCGAGGAGCUAGGUGACCAUUUAUUCCAUGUCGCCGCCAGCUGCCCCACCUGCAGAGGGUAUCUAAGUAGCAUUUAAGAAGUUGAGGCUGGAAGAGCUCUAUGAAAGGAUGUUGAUCGGGAACUGUCAUUCCUCGUCGUUUGUAGGUAAUAGAAGAAACUAGAGUGUGAUUUAUGGAUUUCAGUAGUCAUUUAGGUUAGCUUUAGGAUUGAAGUACCAAAUAUUAUGCAAAAAUCAAUAAAGCAAAUUCUUUGUUCUUCAAAAUGGACUUUUUUUUUUGAAUUGUUAGAAAGAGGAUUAUACAGGUUUUAUCAAAUUUGGGCACCAUUUCCCCCCUGAUCUGAGCUAUUUUUGAAUAGCUCCGUGUAUUAUAUUUUGCAUAAUAUAGGGUAUUGUAGGUACUAUGGUUAUUUUGGUCAUUUUUCUUCAUCUCUGUCAUCUAAGACAGAAAUCCAUCCUUCUGUCCGGCAUGUCUAGAGUCUUACUUUAAUCGAGGGUUAGAAUUUGUGUUGUUUUCACGGUUCAUUUGUUAGCUAGAAUGUAGUUAGAUUGGAGUGGUGUGGUGAAUAGUAGGAUAUUUUGUUCAUUUCAUCGUUUACCAUGAAGACCCUGAAGACAUGGAUGAAUGAGGACAGAUGGGAUCCAAUACUUCACCUUACAUCAAUUAACGAAGUGGAUUAUUUGAUAGACUAUUUUUUGGAAGGCUAGUGAUCAGAUUACUCGAUAUCUGGGUAAAGUGGAAGGACCAACCAGAGUUUGAAGCUACAUGAGAAGAAGCUCGAGAUAUUCGGUAGUGCCACAAACAGCUCAAAGACUACCAAGAUCUGUAGCAAAACCAGAAGCAGCUUGAAGACUAUCACAAGUAGUUGGCAAUGCAGAGGAUAUCAAUGGCUCAAGCGGUGGAGAUUUGUCACACUUUGACUAUUUUGCUCACAAUUUCCCCCAAUCAUAGCCUACUGAAAGUCCUCUGUCCCAAUGGACAUAACCUUAUAAAUAGAUGUAAAAUCCUUGACAAGUUCCCACCUAUACUUGGUUAACAGAGAAGACAGUCCCCUCUUGAUCUUGAGCGCUUUGGAAUGGACAUAAAUCAUUACACCCAAUGCCACCUCUUUCUACUGUUUUAUUAUUAAGUUUUGACUUUAAGUUAUAUGUUAUCUCCCUUGAUUC